This is a messenger RNA of Ramularia collo-cygni, 846 nucleotides long. RefSeq lists its product as uncharacterized. Lineage: Eukaryota; Fungi; Ascomycota; Dothideomycetes; Mycosphaerellales; Mycosphaerellaceae. The coding region runs from base 1 to 846 and encodes 281 amino acids. The record is from RefSeq and is a predicted model, not a curated record. The transcript has a single exon.
AUGGCGCCGAGGAAGACUACAACCAAGGCGAAGGCCAAAGGCAAUGGACCAGUGGCGGUCAAGUCGAGAGGAAAAGCCCCGGUGGUCAUUCCAUCCAGCAAUGAUGAUGCUGACAAUAUCCUCACCAAACCCGCAUUCAAAGCAGCCAAGACGGGAGCACGAAAGUCCACAUCUUCAUUUGACCGCAACAUCCAGAAGCUGCUGGAGAUGCAGAAGCAGUUGCCCUCUCCGGUAGCCGAAAGCUCCGCCAUGGCAGCAGGCGCAAGUGAGCCGGCGGACGAAACGAAUGAUGCGAUGGCGAGACAGCUGAAGACCCUCGACAAGCUGCUGAAAGAAGUCACGCAGUUGCGACAUUCCAUUCUGAGCCGUGAAGAUCAGGUCAUCAUGCUUGGUGCUGUGCAUAGCAUCGACAUGACUUCGGAUGCCAUCAAUGAUACGGUCAAUGAGAUUGCAGAUACGCUAGAGACCACUUCGGCCGGGGUUGCUAGCAUGGAAGCGAUUAUGGAUGGGAUUGAUACCCAGACAGAUACCAUCAACGACACUACCUGUGAUAUCAAAGACACCGUCACGGAGAUCAAUGAUACUGUCGAUGAGAUCAAAGACGACUUAAAGGAUGUGCCAGAGACCGUGGACGAAAUUCGCGACACUCUCAUUGUGAUCCAAGAGACAGUUGACGAGACGUCGACUAAAGUUGACACUGUAGAAGAAGCGUUGGCGAUCCAUGAAAACGUCAGCGCAGCACGCUACCGUUCACUUGACCAUUCCAUGGACAUGAUGGGAAAGAAACUGGACGCUCUUAUCGAUAUGGUCCGGGCUCAGAGUCAUGUUUGCAGACACUACCGAUAG